Molecule: messenger RNA, 938 nt
Organism: Harpegnathos saltator (Jerdon's jumping ant)
Lineage: Eukaryota; Metazoa; Arthropoda; Insecta; Hymenoptera; Formicidae
Product: odorant receptor 13a-like
Exons: 5
Coding region: 10-837 (275 amino acids)
Biological process (GO): detection of chemical stimulus involved in sensory perception of smell; sensory perception of smell
Cellular component (GO): plasma membrane
Molecular function (GO): odorant binding; olfactory receptor activity
Source: RefSeq, a predicted model, not a curated record
ACAUUCGAAAUGGAGAACUUUUGCUCGCUAAUUGAGUUUCAUGAAGAAGCGAUUAUCCAGAAAAAUUACAUCGAUAAAUAUGCCAAUUUUUACGGUUUUUGCAUAGCUUCAUUCUAUAUCGCUCUUUUCAUUUUAUUCCUGGGGCCUAUUGUGCUGGACCAGCCGUUUCCAACACCUACCGAUUUUCCGUUCGAUACAUCCCGUCAACCGUUGAGAGCUAUUAUAUACGUACAUCAAAUUAUCGUGGGUUUGCAAGUAGCCGCGAAUUUAUCGGUUAACGUUUUCAUGGCACUAUUGCUCUGGCUGGCAUCUGCAAGAUUCAGGUUGUUGACUGAGGACUUACGAGGAACUACGAAUAUCUACGAUUUCGAAAAGUGCAUCGAAAAGCAUCAAUAUUUACUCAAAUAUGCAAGUGAAAUUACUCUUACAGUCCGUCCCUUUGCAUUGGGAACUGUGUUGUUUAGUACUAUGGCACUAUUAGUAAUCGGUCUUAUUAUCAUUGCAGGAGCAUCGUUACAGUUGAAAAUUCAACUUAUCCUCAUAGUCUUCAGCGCGUUAUCGGAGGUAUUUAUGUAUGCAUGGCCAGCCGAACAUUUAAUUCAUAUAAGCAGUGACGUGGCGCAAGCAGCAUUUGAGAUGGAAUGGUACGAUGAAUCAGAUAAUCUCAGGAAGAACGUGCAAAUGGUUAUAUUAAGAAGCCAGAAACCAAUAAUUGUUGCGCUGCCAUGCGGUCUACCGUCGCUAUCUUUACGUUACUACGCAUCGUAUCUAUCAACUAUAUUCUCCUACUUCACUACAAUGCGAUUGAUAUUCGAAGAGCAAAGUGAUCAACUUUAAGCAAGACAGUGUAGUUUCAAUGAGUUUUAAUGAAAAAGAGUUUUCUGCAUUGUAUCAUAUAAAUUACUAAAUUAUUAUAUUAAUAGCUUAUAAAUAGAUUU